UCACUACACUACUACUCGUUGCUACCACCACACACCCUCACUAUUGAAAUUGACAGUGUUAACACCUCCACCAUCAUCUCUCUCUUUACACAACAACACCAACAACAACAAAAGCAGAAGGGGAAAGAAAGAGGAGAAGUAAGAGGUGGGUGAGAGAAAACACUUGCAAAAUGGCCGAUCCAGACAAGUUAAGUAGAACAGACAACAAACAAGCUCCGGGAGAAAAACGCCAGAAACUACGGCUUGACUUCAGCCAUAUUAACAAUGGCCGAAAGUCAACACUGGGUGAUCUGGGGCACCGGACGCAAAUAGAACGUCUACGUUCUUAUGGAAUGACUUCUGCGGGUAAACUACAAAUAAACAGACAGAGUUAUCAAUUCACAGCCGAAGAUCUUAAAGAUCUCGGAUUAAUUGGUCAAGGUAACUAUGGUACAGUCAAUAAAAUGGUACACAGAGAAAGUGAAACAGUAAUGGCUGUGAAAAGAAUCAGAUCAACAGUGGAUGAGAAAGAUCAAAAACAACUUUUGAUGGACCUAGAUGUUGUGAUGAGGAGUAACGAUUGUCCAUAUAUUGUCCAAUUUUAUGGUGCUCUUUUUAAAGAGCAGGGGGAUUGCUGGAUUUGUAUGGAAGUAAUGGACAUAUCUUUAGAUAAAUUUUAUAAAUUCAUAUAUUCAGUUAUGAUAAGUACUAUGCCUGAAGAAAUAUUAGGCAAAAUUGCUGUAGCAACGCUUAAAGCAUUGAAUUAUUUAAAAGAGAAGCUAAAGAUUAUCCACAGAGAUGUGAAACCUUCAAAUAUUCUGCUGGACAGAAAAGGUAACAUCAAACUCUGUGAUUUUGGAAUUAGUGGUCAGUUAGUGGAUUCUAUUGCCAAAAGUCGUGAUGCUGGCUGCCGGCCUUAUAUGGCACCUGAACGAAUUGACCCUCGAGCGUCCAGUCGAGGUUAUGAUGUAAGAUCUGAUGUCUGGAGUCUUGGAAUAACUCUUAUGGAACUAUCUACCGGUCGUUUUCCUUACCCCAAGUGGGACAGUGUUUUUGACCAGCUCACCCAAGUUGUGCAAGGACCUCCUCCCAGUUUGCGAACAUAUGAUUCAAGAUUUUCUGAUGAGUUCAAAAGUUUCUUAUAUACAUGCUUGAUAAAAGAUGAGAAAAGAAGACCAAAAUAUGGAAAAUUAUUGGAUCAUCCUUUUAUCCGUCGUUAUGAAGAGGAAGAAGUGGAUGUAGCUGGCUAUGUAUGCAACGUAAUUGAUCAAUAUUAUGAAACACAGGGACUGUCUUCAACCUCUUAACAAUCAGCCAAUUGCUAAAACAAAAUCAUGGUUUUUGCAUUUAUUUUAUCCACUUUCUUUUCCUCUUGGAACCAAAGCAGACUUAGAACUUCAAAGGAAAUUCUGUUAACAAUGCAAAGAAUGAAGAAGAAAAGGGGAUAAAUAAAUAAAUAAAUAAAUGAAAUUGAUUUCACACGAGAAAAAUAUAUAUGUAUAUCUGUAUGUAGGUGUUUAUAUAUAUAUAUAUUCACACACACAUAUAUGUAUAAUAUAUAUAUUAUAUAUAUAUAUAUAUGUAUUAUAUAUAUAUAUAUAUAUAUAUAUAUAUAUAUAUAUAUAUGCAUUAUAUAUGUGUGUGUGUGUAUAUGUAUAUAUGUGUGUGAAUGUAUAUGUAUAUACAUUAUAUAUAUAUAUAUACAUUAUAUGUAUAUAUAUAUGUGUGUGUAUAUAUAUUUAUAUAUAUGUAUAUAUAUAACACAUACACAUUGUAUUUACAUUUGUGCACUCGUGCUUAUGUGCAUAUAUUGCAUGUGCAGACAUGCAUAUAGAUUUAAAACAACAAACUGAAAUGGAGAAGUAAAAAACAUUUUAGUUUUGGGGAAAGAUCAUUCCUGAUCCCUUCUCCAGAUACAUUUGAUGGGAUCUUGAAUCAUCGAAAUAGCACACAGAAACUCACACGCAAAUGUAUUGAUAUCUGUGAGAAAUUUGGAUCAUCGAGUAAAAACAAUUUGACUGUUGGAAUAUCCAGAUUUUAACACUGGUUUUUACAGUUUGGAUAUUUCAGAUUUAACAAACAAAAUUUAUUAAAAAAAAAAAAGAAAGUAACUUGUGGCCAAAAUUGUGAAUAAAUGAAAACUGACAUUUCAACUUGAAA
Molecule: messenger RNA, 2139 nt
Organism: Octopus bimaculoides (California two-spot octopus)
Lineage: Eukaryota; Metazoa; Mollusca; Cephalopoda; Octopoda; Octopodidae
Product: dual specificity mitogen-activated protein kinase kinase 4
Biological process (GO): MAPK cascade; protein phosphorylation
Molecular function (GO): JUN kinase kinase activity; ATP binding
Source: RefSeq, a predicted model, not a curated record